Molecule: messenger RNA, 1340 nt
Organism: Sturnus vulgaris (Common starling)
Lineage: Eukaryota; Metazoa; Chordata; Aves; Passeriformes; Sturnidae
Gene: VDR
Product: vitamin D receptor
Biological process (GO): cell differentiation; positive regulation of transcription by RNA polymerase II; multicellular organism development
Cellular component (GO): nucleus
Molecular function (GO): nuclear receptor activity; zinc ion binding; vitamin D response element binding
Source: RefSeq, a predicted model, not a curated record
CGUAUUUUGGAGCGACCCCGAGCCGUGCCAGCCCCAGGAAAAUCAAGCCAUGGAGCCGGGCGCUUCCAGCACGUCCCUGGCCGAUCCCGGCGGGGAUCCCGAGCGGAACGUGUCCCGGAUCUGCGGCGUCUGCGGGGACAAAGCCACCGGCUUCCACUUCAACGCCAUGACCUGCGAGGGCUGCAAGGGCUUCUUCAGGAGGAGCAUGAAGAGGAAGGCCAUGUUCACCUGUCCCUUCAGCGGGGACUGCCACAUCACCAAGGACAACCGGCGGCACUGCCAGGCCUGCCGGCUCAAGCGCUGCCUGGACAUCGGCAUGAUGAAGGAAUUCAUCCUGACGGACGAAGAGGUGCAGAGGAAGCGGGAGAUGAUCCUGAAGAGGAAGGAGGAGGAAGCACUGAAGGAAAGCCUCAAGCCCAAAGUCUCAGAGGAGCAGCAGAAAGUCAUCGACAUCCUGCUCGAGGCCCAUCGCAAAACCUACGACCCCACCUAUGCUGACUUCACCAAAUUUCGGCCCCCUGUGAGGAGCAACCCCAGCAGCAGAGGGGCCACGAAAUCCUCGUCCCUCCUCACCCAGGACCUGUCCUCGGAGGAUUCCUCGGAUCUCUUCAGCUUUGGCACAUUCCCAGAUUCUGCGGAGCCGGCGCCGUUUCCCAACCUGGCACUGCCGGAGGAGCAGGACGAGAGCUCCUCCAUGAACCUGGAAUUCUCACAGCUCUCCAUGCUUCCACACCUGGCUGACCUGGUCAGCUACAGCAUCCAGAAGGUGAUCGGCUUUGCCAAGAUGAUCCCGGGAUUCAGGGAUCUGUCUGCAGAGGACCAGAUCGUGCUGCUCAAGUGCAGCGCCAUCGAGGUGAUCAUGCUGCGCUCCAACCAGUCCUUCACCCUCGAGGACAUGUCCUGGACCUGCGGCAGCAACGACUUCAAGUACAGGGUCAGCGAUGUCACCCAGGCCGGGCACAGCAUGGACCUGCUGGAGCCGCUGGUGAAAUUCCAGGUGGGGCUGAAGAAGCUGAACCUGCAUGAGGAGGAGCAUGUGCUGCUCAUGGCCAUCUGCAUCCUGUCCCCAGACCGGCCGGGCGUGCAGGAGCCGCUGCGGGUGGAGGCGCUGCAGGAGCGGCUCUCGGAGGUGCUGCAGAGCUACAUCCGCGCCCGGCACCCGCCGCCCGGCAGCCGCCUGCUCUACGCCAAGAUGAUCCAGAAGCUGGCGGACCUGCGCAGCCUGAACGAGGAGCACUCGCGGCAGUACCGCUGUCUGUCCUUCCAGCCCGAGCACAGCAUGCAGCUCACGCCGCUCGUGCUCGAGGUGUUCGGCAACGAGAUCUCCUGAGCGCCGGGAG